Messenger RNA from Leguminivora glycinivorella, 1855 nucleotides. RefSeq lists its product as uncharacterized. The coding region runs from base 232 to 951 and encodes 239 amino acids. Lineage: Eukaryota; Metazoa; Arthropoda; Insecta; Lepidoptera; Tortricidae. The record is from RefSeq and is a predicted model, not a curated record. The transcript has 2 exons.
ACCGUAGGACUCGCGCGUAAGAGUGAAAUAGAAAUAUUUUGUCAGUGUCUAGGUGUUACGCACGCAGUCAUCGAGCUUUUGUUAUCAUUCGAAGUUGCGUUGAGCUGGCGUUUCGGAGUGUUAACCUAAAAACUUAUACUUACCUACAUAUUACUAUUUAAUGCAAUUAGUGUGCAUUUGACUUAAAGUUUUGCGAAAGUUAAUUUAAUCUGAAAGCUAAUAUAUGAAACCAUGGAAUUACACGCUUCAAUACCUUCAUCAAGUAACACAAAUGAACUACAAACUUAUGUUCCCGCGUAUUGUUCGGACAGUGAACCGGAGCUGCAAGAGGAGGAACCAACUACAAAGAAAAGAAGACAAGCUGGACUAGACUGGAUUUUCGACAAAAAGUUUCAAAGUGUUGACGAAGCAAAGCAGUUUCUUCGUGCGGAAAAAACUUGGUCUGUUAAAUUUACUCACACGAAGGAAGAAGGUAUUAAACAGUAUUACCGUUGCAAUAAAGUGAAGCUCCGCGGUACUCAGUGUGCAGCACAGAUUUACUUGCUUUUUGAGUCAAACUCCGAUGCUGUCUUUAUGUACCGCACUGGUUGCGAUCAUGAUCAUGAAAAUAUUGGAAACAAAAGUGAUUAUGGCAUAUCCCAAGAGACAAAAGACGAAAUUAAUAAGUUAUACGCUUUACAUGUAAAGCCACAAUCUAUUUUAAAACGCCUGAGUGAAAUUGAAAAUAUGAAAGUUCCCUCAAAAAGACAAUUAAAUAAUUACCUUUCUGACCACCGCCGAGCUAUUUAUGGCCCUUCUACUAUUAGUCUAGGAGAACUAGAACAAUGGCUAAUAAAUAAAUCCCAAAUACCUGAGGAUGAUAACGAACCGUAUGUGGUUUCAUUUCAUACCACGUAUACGAGGGCGAAAAUGCGAGUUUUCGUUUUGCGAUCGCAACAAAGUCUUUGUUAAAAUUAGGUACUCUUGCCACCAACUUGCAUGCAGAUGCCACGUACAAACUAAUUUGGCAAGGAUUUCCUGUAUUAAUAGUUGGCACAACUGAUAAGGGAAAGCGAUUCCAUCCUCUUUGUAUGGCGGUUACCACUACGGAGCGAAAAGAAGAUUUUGUUAUGCUUUUUGAUGCAAUCAAUAAAGCCGUAUUUUCCCUCUACGAAAUAAAUAUCAAACCUAAAGCACUUAUUUGCGACGCAGCGAAAAGCAUUCAAAAUGCGUUUCUAGAAGUUUUUGGAGUGGAAGAGCCUACUAUUAAAAUGUGCUGGGAACAUGCAAAAACCAAUAUGCAAAAAUAUGUAGAGAAAUUAGUUGACAAAAAAAAAACAGAAAGACAUGCUGAAUGACAUUGACUUGCUCCACUCGGCAACUUGCUCUACUGUGUUCCACAGAGCAUUAACUGCGUUUAUAAGCAAACACGCAGAAAACGUCAACUUUAUAAAAUAUUUCAAACAAGAAUGGAUUGACUUGAAUCCAAAUUGGUUUUUAGGCUCAGGGGAAGGAUCGCCAUCAACCAACAAUGGGCUUGAGUCGUUUAAUAGAUGUAUUAAAGAUACGCAUACCUUGAGAGAAAGGCUUCCUCUGUCACGUUUUCUGACCAUCGCAACCAAUAUGGUUAAAGAAUGGUCGCAAGACCAUAAAACGGAAACGUUCCUCACGGUUCCUCCGUUAGCGCUACAAGAUUGGACGUUCGCAUAUCAAUGGGCAAAAAGCGAGAGGACCGUGAAAAUCAUAGAAUCGGACUCCAGCUCGCGCCUAAAUAGAUAUAUAGUGGCCAGUUCCACCGCGAAAAACAGUCACUUUGACUUGAAUCAAGAAUGUGAAAAUUGGGAAACAUUUGACGGGUCUCUAUUGGUUCCCAUAA